CGGGGGAACCGCCUCGAGGCGGGAGGCGCGGCGGCCGAGGCGUGUCUGCACUGGUCGGCUGAACGAGGCGGACCAUGACUGUGCCUUCGGUGGCGUCUCUCGCCGGACCGUUCUUCCCGAGGUUUCUCUAAGCCAUUCCCUGGUGGAACCGCUUCCAGAUUUUGUCCACAAGUGCUUGUGGAAAAGAUGGCUGAUAUUAACCUAAAAGAAGUAACCUUAAUAAUAGGUGUAGUUGCUGCUUGCUAUUGGAACAGCCUCUUUUGUGGUUUUGUUUUUGAUGAUGUGUCAGCAAUACUGGAUAAUAAAGACCUGCAUCCAUCUACACCUUUAAAAACUUUAUUUCAGAAUGAUUUCUGGGGAACCCCUAUGUCUGAAGAGAGAAGCCACAAGUCUUACCGUCCCUUAACAGUAUUGACGUUUCGCUUAAAUUAUUUGUUUAGUGAACUGAAACCUAUGUCAUAUCAUCUCCUAAAUAUGAUUUUUCAUGCUGUGGUUAGUGUGAUAUUUCUUAAAGUCUGCAAACUCUUUCUGGAUAACCGGAGUAGUGUGAUUGCUUCUUUACUUUUUGCAGUGCACCCAAUACACACAGAAGCAGUAACAGGUGUUGUAGGAAGAGCAGAACUUUUGUCAUCUAUCUUUUUUCUAGCUGCAUUUUUGUCAUAUACCAAAUCAAAAGGACCAGAUAAUUCCAUAGUGUGGACUCCUAUCGCGUUGACAGUGUUUUUAGUGGCUGUUGCAACACUGUGUAAAGAGCAGGGAAUAACAGUUGUGGGAAUUUGCUGUGUGUAUGAAGUAUUUAUUGCCCAGGGGUAUACUUUGCCAUUAUUAUGUACUACUGCUGGACAGUUUCUUCGCGGAAAGGGUAGUAUUCCAUUUUCUAUGCUGCAGACACUAAUAAAACUCAUUGUUUUGAUGUUCAGUACACUAUUACUUGUUGUGAUUAGAGUCCAGGUUAUUCAAUCCCAACUUCCAGUAUUCACCAGGUUUGAUAACCCAGCUGCUGUAAGCCCAACUCCUACAAGGCAGCUAACUUUUAACUACCUCCUUCCUGUGAAUGCUUGGCUUUUGUUAAAUCCUUCAGAGCUCUGCUGCGAUUGGACCAUGGGAACAAUACCACUUAUAGAGUCAUUUCUAGAUAUUCGAAAUCUUGCCACAUUUAUUUUUUUUUGCUUUUUGGGGGCUUUGGGAGUAUUCAGUCUCAGAUACCCUGGUAAUUCCUCCAAGACUGUUUUAAUGGCACUUUGUUUAAUGGCAUUACCGUUUAUUCCUGCAUCAAACCUUUUUUUCCCAGUUGGAUUUGUUGUUGCUGAGAGAGUAUUAUAUGUUCCUAGCAUGGGGUUCUGUAUUUUGGUAGCCCAUGGAUGGCAGAAAAUAUCAAACAAAAGUGUAUUAAAAAAGUUAUCCUGGGUUUGUCUGUCUAUGGUGAUACUCACUCAUGCCUUAAAAACACUCCAUAGAAAUUGGGAUUGGGAGUCUGAAUAUACGCUGUUUAUGUCAGCCUUGAAGGUAAAUAAAAAUAAUGCCAAAUUAUGGAAUAAUGUGGGUCAUGCUCUGGAAAAUGAAAAGAACUUUGAGAGAGCUUUGAAAUACUUCUUACAGGCUACCCAUGUUCAGCCAGAUGAUAUUGGUGCCCACAUGAAUGUAGGAAGAACUUAUAAAAAUUUAAAUAGAACCAAAGCAGCUGAAGAAUCUUAUAUGACAGCUAAGUCGCUGAUGCCUCAAAUUAUUCCUGGUAAAAAAUAUGCAGCCAGAAUUGCACCUAACCACUUAAAUGUUUACAUUAAUCUGGCCAACCUGAUACGAGCAAAUGAGUCCCGACUGGAAGAAGCGGAUCAGCUGUACCGACAAGCAAUAAGCAUGAGACCCGACUUCAAGCAGGCUUACAUUAGCAGAGGAGAAUUGCUUUUAAAAAUGAAUAAACCUGUCAAAGCAAAAGAAGCAUAUCUUAAAGCACUAGAGCUGGACAAAAACAAUGCAGAUCUUUGGUACAACUUGGCGAUUGUUCAUAUUGAACUUAAAGAACCAAAUGAAGCCCUAAAAAACUUUAAUCAUGCUUUAGAACUAAAUCCAAAGCAUAAGCUAGCGUUAUUCAAUUCUGCUAUAUUAAUGCAAGAAUCAGGUGAGGUUAAACUCAGACCUGAAGCUAGAAAACGACUUCUAAGCUAUGUAAAUGAGGAGCCACUAGAUGCUAAUGGUUAUUUCAAUCUGGGAAUGCUUGCCAUGGAUGACAAAAAGGACACUGAAGCAGAGAUGUGGAUGAAGAAAGCCAUAAAAUUACAAGCCGAUUUCAGAAGUGCUCUGUUUAAUCUGGCUCUCCUGUAUUCUCAGACUGCAAAGGAAUUAAUGGCUUUGCCAAUCUUGGAAGAGUUACUCAGAUACUAUCCUGAUCAUAUCAAAGGUCUCAUUUUAAAAGGAGACAUUCUGAUGAAUCAAAAGAAAGAUAUACUUGGAGCAAAAAAAUGUUUUGAGAAGAUUUUGGAGAUGGAUCCAAGCAAUGUGCAAGGAAAACACAAUCUUUGUGUUGUUUAUUUUGAAGAGAAGGACUUAUUAAAAGCUGAAAGAUGCCUGGUUGAAACAUUGGCAUUAGCACCACAUGAAGAAUAUAUUCAACGCCAUUUGAAUAUAGUCAGGGAUAAAAUUUCUUCAUCUAGUUUUGUAGAACAGCCAGUAUUCCCAGCUGGGAAGACUUCAGGUAUAGAAGGAGACAAAAUUCCAACUGAAAAUGAAAAAGAAAUCAAAAGUAAACCCAGACCUAUACAGAUAAUAAAAACAAGUGAUAAUAAAAGUCAGUCGAAAUCCAACAAACAGUUAGGAAAAAAUACAGACAAAGAAACCCCCCACAAAACAACAAAAGAAAUCAAAGAAAUUGAGAAGAAAAGAGUUGCUGCUUUAAAAAGACUAGAAGAGAUUGAACGUAUUUUAAAUGUGGAAGAAAGAUCCUUCCAGAGAGCAGAUCUAGAACAGCCAGACUCGUUGACAAAGGAACUGCAUUUCACUUCUAGACUGAGGGGUCCUUGCCUUAUACUUCACAUAAGAUACAAUAACUUACUUGUCAUGAAGAUAACUGUUCGCCUUCUUGUGAGUAAAGACUUUGCUUUAAAGUCACGCCACCUUUGCAAGCUGGAUCCUGAGCCCCUGGCUUCCUCAGAAAGUAGGAGUGGUGGUAUCUGUCUCUCUGGGCACGAAGACGACGGGAGAACACAUGAGGAAGGCGCACUCUGAGUUCACCUUUAAGACAGCUCAAGGUUAUCUACUCCCUUUUGAGGAACUUUACAGAACAAACAGCUCUGCCUCUCUGGGUCUGUUCUAGACCUGUCAUAUAAAAUAUUGAAAAUUUUUAAUUACUUACUCUUUCUAUUAUGGAAAAUAUUUUCACCAUGAUAAUUUCUAUUUUAACACAGUUGGAACGCUAAAGGAAAGCAAAGAUUAUAAAAUUUAUUAAAGUUUGUGUGUUAGUAUUCUAUUACUGCCAUAACAUAUUACCACCACUAUAAUGACGUAAAGCAACGGAAAUUUCUUAUCUUGCAGUUCUGUGGAUCAGAAGUCGAACAGAAGCCUGAGUCUCACUGGGCUAAAAUCAAGGUGUUGACAGGGCUGUGUUCCUGUCUGGGGAUUCUAGGGAAGAAUUCAUUUCUUUGCCUUUUCCAGCUUUUAGAGGUCACUGCAUUCCGUGCCUUGUGCUCCCCUUCCUCCAUCCCCAAAGCCAGCAAUGUUGGGUUAAGUCCUUCUCAUGUUGCAUCUCACCGAUCCUUCUGUCUGUUGCAUCUCUCUCAUCACAGCCAAGAAAGGGUCUCCAUUUUUGAAAGAUUCACGUGAUUAUAUUGGGCCCCCACAUCUACAAGACACCGGCUUUGUUUUCACAUAUGAAACUUUAAAAAUUAUAGUUAACUGUACUAAAAAACCCCUACCUUCAAUCUAUUUCUGGUAUUAAAAGAUAGCAAGCUCGGGCUUCCCUGGUGGCGCAGUGGUUGAGAGUCCGCCUGCCGAUGCAGGGGACGGGACGCGGGUUCGUGUCCCGGUCCGGGAAGAUCCCACAUGCCGCGGAGCGGCUAGGCCCGUGCGCCAUGGCCGCUGAUCUACGUCCGGAGCCUGUGCUCCGCAACGGGAGAGGCCACAACAGUGAAAGGCCCGCGUAUGGCAAAAAAAAAAAAAAAAAUAGAUAGCAAACUCAGUCUCAAACCUGAUCCCUUUCCUUGAAGUCUUCAAGCAAAUACCUGAACAUGAUACUGCACAUGUUAUUCCUGGUCAAGGACUCUUGUGGAAGUUUGCCUGUAGUUCUGAAGAUAGAUUUAGGCUAAAAGUCCAAAGAAGACCACAGAGAGGAAGAAAGUAGAGUCAAUGGAAGAAGCCAGGUGAAGUGUCGGUUCAUAACAUCAACACUUCAUGACACUCAGAAGUUUACCUCAACUAUGAAUUUUACUCUGUUUUUUCUCUUGGCAUAGAUCAGCUAGUACUAGUAGAAAUGUCUUUGCAAUGUGGAUGGCAGAUAUAAUAGGAAUUGGUGGCUUCAAAGGUGGAACUUUAGAUUCCAGUUCUUCUUUAUGUUUCUUGAAGCUAGUGCCGCUUCAAAUUGCUCACCUGUACUAUACACUAUAUAAUACACUCAUACUGAAUAGUAUAUAUAUACUAUAUGCACUAUAUACCUCCUCUAUAAAAACAAUAAGAAUAAUAAAAUGUACAACUCUUCAGGAGUACAAAAUAUUAUGAUGGGUAGCCAAAUUUAAUAACUACCAUAGAGCACCAUGUUUGAGUGAGGUAUUAGAUUAAGCACUUGAUAUUAUCUAAUUUAGUCCUCACAAAAAACUUAUCAGGAAGACAUUAGUUGUCUUCACUUUAUAAAGGAGGAAAUCAAGGCAACUUUCUCUAGGUCUCACAGCUAAUAAGUGGCAGAGCCCAAAUUGAAUCCAGGUUUACUUGGCGCCAAAGUUUUUCCUCUUACAUGCUAAUCAGUGUGGUUACAUUUAAUAAUAAUGAAACUUCUAAUAACACAUUAUUCCAAAUUUCACUUUCAGGUCAGCUGGAACACUACUUAAGUUCUAAUUUUUUUUGUCACUUUAGUCUUUCACAUUUACUCUUUGGUAUCUACUGAAAUUUUAACUCAAAAUCAUCUGAUGUGAGCAAAUUUUUACUGAGCCUGAGAACAAAAGUGUGAAGGAAAUUUCUAGUUAAAUAUUACAGGUGAAUUCUUGUUUGCCCUCUCUGUUUCCAAAACUAUUGUAAAGGAAUAACAAUGUAUAAAUUAGAAGGGCAAAAGGAAUGGGAGAUGAUGUAACAUAAAAUAUGUCAACAAAUUUUUGAAUAUGGAAAGCUGACAGAUGAAUUGGUAACUGAUUUAAUCAAAGAAGAAAAAGCAGAAAUCUGUUUUUGUAGAGAGAGAUGUCAAAUGACACAAGAGGAUAAGUGUCAUAGAACCAUAAAGAUUCAGGAAUCAGAGACAUUAGGUACCCAAGAAGAUACAAAGAUUGUUUGAAAGUCUCUUUAAGAUGUAGUUAGGCAUCUUGAUUUCAUCCUUACCUUUUGCUAGUAUCUACCUUCCUGCAUCCUGGUAUUAAAAAUAAAUUUGUUGUCUGGAGAAAUUGAAUUCAACGGCACUAGACUUAGAGACAUAUACUAAAGAUUUGAUGAUUAAUUGAAAGUAUACAGAGUGAACUGUGAGACCCCAACCCUCUUCCCAUAUUUAGCUUCAAGAAUACUGACAGCUAAGCCUAUGCCAUCCAUAACAUGCAUUCCUUAGUCAAAGAUUGGAGCAGUACUUUCUGAGGAAACAGACCAGUCUAAAUGGAAAACCUCACAGAUACUAUGAUUUGAAGAUCCUAAAACAAGCAUCUACAAUCACCACGUGAUCUAACUGCCCAAUCAACACAUCUCACCCCUGGACAUACAAUAUCCAGUCAGCAUUUUAGGGCUUCAUUCUUAAGUAUGAAUAAAUAGCCAAGAAGGAGGAAGAGGCAAGAUUUUCUAUGACCUUUCGGUGCAUAUAUAUUGUGUUCUAUUAUGUUCAUGUAUCUCAAAGUGCUCUUAUGAGCAAAACAAAAAUAUCAUCAACACACCUGAUGCAGACAUUGAAUGCCUGCCUGAAAGUUGAUUAUCUAGCUCAUUCUGCACUGCGUUUCAAAGAAUUGCUUCCUUGUACCUUCUUCCACCAUCCACCAUUCACUGUCAAGUCUACUCUUCCUCCCUUGGUGAGUACAGUAAAUGUUUAUUUUAUUAAUAACAUUUUAUUAAAUGUUUAUACUAUUGGGUGGGCCAAAAAGUGCCUUCAGUUUUUAAAUUAAAAAUAAAAGACAUUUUUCAUUUCACCAAGAACUUUAUUGAACAAUGUAUUCACUCUUUUGUUCUACUACCUUCUGCUAUUUUUCAGGCAACUUCAUAAUUCCAUCUUCCCAAAACUUUUUAUCUUUUUGAGCAAGGAACUGUUCCAGGGAAGACUUUCAGUCUUCCAGGGAAUUGAAAUCUUUUCCCUUAAGAGAAUUUUGUAAAGACCGAACUAAAUUGAAAGCCAAAGGUACAAUGUCUGGUGAAUACGGCGGAUGAAUCAGAACUUCCCAGCCAAGCUGUAACAGUUUUUGCCUGGUCAUCAAAGAAACAUGCAGUCUUGUGUUAUCCUGAUGGAAGAUUAUGUGUUUUCUGUUGACUGAUUCCGGACGCUUUUCAUUGAGUGCCGCUUUCAGUUGGUCUAAUUGGGAGCAGUACUUUUUGGAAUUAAUCGUUUGGUUUUCCGGAAGGAGCUCAUAAUAGAGGACUCCCUUCCAAUCCCACCAUAUACACAACAUCACCUUCUUUGGAUGAAGACCGGCCUUUGGUGUGGUUGGUGGUGGUUCAUUUCCCUUGCCCCGCGAUCUCUUUCAUUCCACAUUGUUGUACAAUAUCCACUUUUCAUCACCCGUCACAAUUUGUUUUAAAAACGGAACGUUUUCAUUACGUUUCAUUAGAGAAUUUUAUGCGGAAACAUGGUCAAGAAGGUUUUUUUCACUUAUGUGGAACUCAAACAUCAAAGCGAUUCACAUAACUAAGCUGGUGCAAAUGAUUUUCAGUGCUUGAUUUGGAUAUUUUGAAUAUGUCGGCUAUCUCCCGUGUGGUAUAACACUGAUUGUUCUCAAUUAUUGUUUCAAUUUGAUCGCUAUCAACUUCAACUGGUCUACCCAACCAGCAAGAAAUCUCCGGCAUGAAACUUUGCAAACCACUUUUUUUUUUUUUUUUUUUUUUUUUUUUGCGGUACACGGGCCUCUCACUGUUGUGGCCUCUCCCAUUGCGGAGCACAGGCUCCGGACGCGCAGGCUCAGCGGCCAUGGCUCACGGGCCCAGCCGCUCCGCAGCAUGUGGGAUCUUCCCGGACCGGGGCACGAACCCGCGUCCCCUGCAUCGGCAGGCGGACUCUCAACCACCGCGCCACCAGGGAAGCCCGCAAACCACUUUUGACACGUUUGAUCAGUCACAGCACCUUCUCCAUACACUGCACAAAUCUUUUUGUGCAUUUCAGUUGCAUUUUUACCUUUCUUGAAAUAAUAAAGCAUAAUAUGAUGAAAAUGUUGCUUUUUUUCUUCCAUCUUCAGUAUGAAAAUGGCUACACAAAAAUUCACCAAUUUUGAUGUCUUUUUUAAAAUGCACACUGAUAUGACAGCUGUCACAUACUAUCUAACAAAAUUGUUUCAAAUGAAGUUAAAGACAACUAAGUGCUACUAGAGCCAUCUUACGGAAAAAACGGAGCGAACCUUUUGGCCCACCCAAUACAUUUUACAUUUAUUCAUUUUCAAAUUGUUAUAUUUUAGUUAUAUAAACAUUUUUAUUGCUCAAUUGAUAUAUCUGUGAAAAUCAUAUGUGUAUUUUGGAUUGGGAAAGAAUGUAUCAUCAUUUUCCCCAUUAAAUUAAUGGGACUAGUUUUUCAUUUAACAACUGUUUACUUAGCAACAGGGUUCUCAGAAAUAAACUAAAACUGUUAAUUGGGGGAUAAGUGUAUAAUAAAGACAUUU
Messenger RNA from Orcinus orca (killer whale), 7970 nucleotides. It is a transcript of the gene TMTC3, whose product is annotated as transmembrane O-mannosyltransferase targeting cadherins 3. Lineage: Eukaryota; Metazoa; Chordata; Mammalia; Artiodactyla; Delphinidae. Gene Ontology annotation, molecular function: mannosyltransferase activity; protein binding. The record is from RefSeq and is a predicted model, not a curated record. Gene Ontology annotation, cellular component: endoplasmic reticulum. Bases 187 to 3222 code for a protein of 1011 amino acids. The transcript is spliced from 16 exons. Gene Ontology annotation, biological process: protein O-linked glycosylation via mannose.